Messenger RNA from Papilio machaon (common yellow swallowtail), 1170 nucleotides. It is a transcript of the gene tll, whose product is annotated as nuclear receptor subfamily 2 group E member 1. Gene Ontology annotation, molecular function: nuclear receptor activity; RNA polymerase II cis-regulatory region sequence-specific DNA binding; zinc ion binding. The record is from RefSeq and is a predicted model, not a curated record. Bases 1 to 1170 code for a protein of 389 amino acids. The transcript is spliced from 4 exons. Gene Ontology annotation, biological process: anatomical structure development; cell differentiation; positive regulation of transcription by RNA polymerase II. NCBI's taxonomy places the organism in Eukaryota, Metazoa, Arthropoda, Insecta, Lepidoptera, Papilionidae.
AUGGAAAUGCAAACAAUGGCACCCUCUUCAAGUCGCAUUCUUUACGAUGUGCCGUGCGCCGUGUGUCGCGACCAUUCCUCAGGCAAGCACUACGGUGUGUUUGCUUGCGAUGGGUGCGCAGGCUUCUUCAAGCGGUCAGUUCGCAGGGAUCGACGAUACGCUUGCAAAGCGCGACGCCCAGGUGCCUGUCUUGUGGACAAGGCGCACCGCAAUCAAUGCAGAGCAUGCAGGCUAGCCAAAUGCUUAGAGGCUGGCAUGAACAAAGAUGCUGUUCAACAUGAAAGAGGUCCACGCAAUUCUACAAUACGAAGACAGAUGGCAUUAUUUUUAAAGGACCCUGCCGUGCCAUCUUCAGAUGUAAACCUUUCACUGCCUCCGGCCCUAGACUUAGCCUUACCUAAACAUAGUCCGUUACCACCGCCACCUUUGAGUUUAUUCCAUAGUCCUUAUCAUCCAUAUCAUAGAAUAAACAUGCUUUCAUCUAUGGCACCAUGUCCUCCAAAGGCACCGUCACCGCCACCUAUCACAAUUUCCCUCCUCAGUCCCGCUCAGCCCGAAGCUAUGUGCGAAGCAGCCGCUCGAUUACUCUUUAUGAACGUAAAAUGGGCAAAGAAUGUUCCAGCCUUCACAUCUCUUUCCCUCUCGGACAGAUUACUACUUCUAGAAGAAACGUGGAGAGAUCUCUUCGUCAUUGGCACCUCACAAUUCCUAUAUCCUAUAGAUCUUAAAAUAUUAUGCGACGGAAAAAAUCAAAGAUUAGAUGUGAAACAAGUCGAAGAAUUCAAUAGAGUUUUGUUAGAAUUCGCAAAAAUUCGCCCUGACAAUAAUGAGUACUCGUGCCUUCGAGCGAUUGUUCUUUUCAAAACAUCGUUGAGCGAUAAGAAUAGUAAUGGAAGUCCGUUUUUGCCAAAUACGGAAACGAGAAGAUUUCAAGAUUUACCAGCGAUUGCUGCGUUUCAAGGUCAUUCCCAAGUUGUACUUAACGAGCACGCGGCUAGGGCCUAUCCCCACGAAACAUCUCGAUGUAGCCGUUUGCUACAGUUAUUACCGCUUAUUCGAGGAGUUUGCAGCGCGACUAUCGUUGAACUGUUCUUCCGUGCCACCAUCGGGGAGAUACCUAUAGAAAGGAUAAUAAGCGAUAUGUAUAGAACAGGAAAAGAUACUGUUUGA